Hibiscus syriacus is the source of this 728-nucleotide messenger RNA. RefSeq names its product putative clathrin assembly protein At5g35200. The coding region runs from base 1 to 690 and encodes 229 amino acids. Lineage: Eukaryota; Viridiplantae; Streptophyta; Magnoliopsida; Malvales; Malvaceae. Gene Ontology annotation, biological process: clathrin-dependent endocytosis; vesicle budding from membrane; clathrin coat assembly. Gene Ontology annotation, molecular function: SNARE binding; clathrin heavy chain binding; 1-phosphatidylinositol binding. The transcript is spliced from 9 exons. The record is from RefSeq and is a predicted model, not a curated record. Gene Ontology annotation, cellular component: clathrin-coated vesicle; clathrin-coated pit.
AUGCCGAGCAGCAGUCAGCACAGUUUCAUAAGAGCUAUUGUGGCUCUAAAGGACUCCACAAUGGUUGGAUUGGCAAGGGUAAACAGUGGUCACAAGGAAGUAGAGAUUGCCGUUGUCAAGGCGACCGACCGUAAGGAAGAGAUUCCAAAGGAGAAAUAUGUCAGGACUAUCUUGGCUGCUGCUGGGAGUCGCUACGAUGCCGCUUUUUGCAUACACACACUGUUGAAGCGUCUUUCUAAAACACGUACUUGGACGAGAAACGGAAGGCUCGACACCCCGGAUCUGCUAGAUCAGCUACCUGUCUUGCAAGAGCUCCUUGGUCGCCUUCUUAAUUGCAAGCCAGUGGGGUCAGCUUUUUACAGCCACUUGAUUCAUUAUGUUGUAUCAAUUAUUGCAGGUGAAAGUGUUAAAUUGUACAUUGCAAUUAGUGAUGGAGUUCUAAAUCUGGUUGACAAGUAUUUCGAGAUGCAGCGCGACCAUGCUCUUAGGGCCCUAGAGAUUUAUAAGAAGGUGGGAGAACAGGCCACGCAGUUAUCAGAAUUCUUUGAGAUCUGCAGGGGCCUUCACUAUGGGCAAGGGCAGAAGUACCUUAAGAUUAAACCGCUCCCUGAUUCAUUUCUGAUAGCCAUGGAGGAAUAUGUGAAAGAUACUCCUGAAGUUUUGGCACUUCCAUAUUAUACAUCAGUAUGAUGCCUCAACACGUCAUUUUACUUGAUAGCUAUCUUAUC